GAAGGCGGGCGGCGCAGCCGCGAUGGUGGCGGCGUGAGGCGGCGGGGCCGGCGGCUGCUCCUGCCCUCCGCGCGGCCCGGGCCGGGCAUGGAAGUGGAGAAGAUGGAUGAGAAUGAAUGGAAGUACCACGGGGAAGGCAACCAGAGCCUGGUCGUCUCACACUGCCAGCGCUGUGUGGUGCUGCGGUUUCUGAAGUCCCCUCCCAAUCAGAAUAAGACUCCAGAGGAAAUCCUACACCAUCUGCAAAACAUUGUAGACUUUGGAAAACAUGUGAUGAAGCAGUUCUUUGGGGAGAACUAUGUUCACCAUGGGGAAAUUAUUCAACUGCCAUUAGACUUUGUAAGACAGCUCUGUUUGAAAAUCCAGCCAGAGAGGCCAGAGUGUCGCUGUGACAAGGACAUGGACACGCUGAGCGGUUACGCGAUGUGCCUUCCCAACCUGACGCGGCUGCAGACCUUCCGCUUCGCCGAGCACCGGCCCAUCCUGUGCAUCGAGAUCAAGCCAAAGUGUGGCUUCAUUCCCUUUUCCAGCCAUGUUUCACAGGAGAUAAAGCACAAGGUGUGUCGUUACUGUAUGCAUCAGCAUCUAAAGGUAGCCAACGGAAAAUGGAAGCGACCAAGUAAAUAUUGCCCGUUGGAUCUCUUCUCAGGAAAUAAACAAAGAAUGCACUUUGCUUUGAAGAGCUUAUUACAGGAGGCACAGAACAACUUGAAAAUAUUUAAGAAUGGGGAACUAAUUUAUGGCUGUAAGGAUGACCAGGACUGUGUCUGUGACUGGAACGAACUUGCUCGUCACUUAAAACCUUUCUUUUUCCCUUCCAACGGGCUGGUCAGUGGCCCCCACUGCACAAGGACAAUUGUUAAGGAAUUGAUCCACGUGAUAACCAUGGCGCUACUGAGUAGCACCGACACCUGCAGGGCAGGCCACAUGAAGACAGUUCCCAUUUCACAGGGGAGAAGCUACUGUGAAGCAAGUGCUUUUAAUAAGGAGCUAGUAAGAAAUGGUAAACAUAAAUUGGAAAGCUCUGGUUUACCGAGGGGUUGUCUCCUUUAUAAAACCCUUCAGGCUCAGAUGCUUGACAUGCUGGAUAUUGAAGGACUCUAUCCUUUGUACAGUAGAGUUGAACAGUACUUGGAGGAAUUUCCUGAAGAGAGGAGUACAUUACAGAUAGAUGGACCUUACAAUGAGGUGUUUUACGAGAAGCUGCUGGACCUUUCCCUGGAAGAUGACGGGACUGUGGCGUUUGCAUUAACAAAGGUGCAGCAGUACAGAAUAGCAAUGACUGCUAAAGACUGCUCCAUCAUGAUUGCCCUUUCCCCCUGCCUGCAAGAUGAAUGCUCUGAGCAAAGACCUGUGGUACUGACAUCCAAAUCCAGAUUCACCUUCUCUGUUUCUGUGCUGGACCUGGACCUGAAGCCCUAUGAAAGCAUCCCCCACCAGUACAAACUUGAUGGUGAAAUAGUCAACUAUUACCUGAAGAAUGUACAGGCCAAAGAGGACCCAGUUAUGUCCAACCUCUUCAAGGAGAAUGAAGACUGCACAUUAGUUCUCCAUAAAGUGUAACCAUUCCCUUAAGGUUAUUUUUAUUCAAACACAUGAGAAAGUGAAAGAUUAUUGGAAUACAGUUAUGGUGAUUUUUUUUUUUUCUUUUCUAUUGUGUUCAGUGCAUUUUUCAGCUGUGAAUGUUUUUUGCUUUAUGAAAUGAUUUCUGAUGGGUAAUGCCUUCUCAGAGACCUGGGAUAGCACUAAGCCACAUGUUUGCUAGAUAACCUUAAUGAAUGUAUUUAAUGUGACAGAACAGGUAACGUGCCAUACCUUGGAACUAGAGGACAGAUCAAAUUAAUAUGAAAAGUCUACUUCCUUAGAAUUGAAAGAGCACAGAAUUAAAGGUUUCCUGAUGUAUUGCACUAACAUAGAAAGCCUAAUUACUAACAAGAGAAUUGCCUUGGAGCCUGUGCUAGUGUCCCUCAUCCCUACUAAAGGAGGGAAUGCUCUGGCAAAACCUAUACAACACUUUAGCAUUAAUCCACUGAAAAUACAACCAUGCAGUGGCUGAUCUGUGCAACUGCCCUGGCACUGCAGAACAUUUAAGUACUAAAUGCAUGGACUAGGAACACCAGGCUGCCUCCAGAAGUUGUGUGAUCACCUUGUAUCUACCUAAAGCUUCUGAAACAAAGUGCAAAGGGUUAAGGUAAGCAACUGGAGUUUUACAUGAUAGUUGGGCUUACUUAACUCACCUGCCAUGCUGGUUUUUAUUGUCUCUGUACCUUAUAUGCUGCUAUUGGAGGUGAAACCACAGCUUGCUCUUGUCUAAUUUAAAUUGAGCUAUAAGAAGAAUAUGUUCUGAUUUUUACAGAUAAUUUCAGGUCUUUCAGAUAGUGCUAAACAUUGGCACUAUUACACUGAUGCCCCACAACUGUGUAGCAUGAGCAGCUGUUUUAAAUGACACAGGAAAAAGGUGACAGAAUCCCCCUUUUCUUCCCUGCAGCUGCAGAGGGUCAGUCUCAUGCCAGGUGAGCUUGUGUCAGUGCUGCAUAUGAGCAGUGCUGUGUGCAGCUGAAGGCUGGGAGCUGCUGCAGUGAAGCCAUCCUGGGGGAAGAUGCUGAGCUGGAACUGGAGGGUAUGUCCAUCCUGAGGGUAUGAUGAUAGAAGCUGCAGCUCCUUUUCCCUCAAGGACUGGUGCAGAGAUGCUGCUCCAGCCCCAGGGAACAGCUCUUACCUGGACACAGCCUGUGCUUACCAGUAACAGUGUUCAGGGGCAUGGAGCUUAACUCCUAAAAACAGAUUUAUACUGGGACCUCAGUGUAACCUUUGAAUUGUUCCACUUUACCUGAAAUUCAAAAAUAAGAGCCUCUGUACCUUGGCACAAGUCAAGGAAGAAAUGUGAAACACAGAGCCAUGACUGCCCCUGUGCCAGAGGCCUGAGCUGGCUGGCAGUGUUGGCAUCCAGUGCCAGGAGCCCUUCUGGGACAGGGCCUGGGAUGUGAGACUACAAAAGUGCAAUAAGCUGGCAGCAGGAAUAGCCCCUUCUUCCCAGAGAAAACCUGGAGGGAGAGAGCUCCUUAUAAAUCCAGAAACCCUCCAGGCCUUAGAAAGAGGAAGAAGGAAGGACCCUGCACAGCUGGUUUCCAGGUUUUUUUGCUGUAACUUCACACACAUUUCAUAUGCAAACAGCAGUGUCUGUGCUGAGCAAACAGUUUUGUUUUCAGGCAAGGAGGAGGGAGCUAAAGAUGAACUAAAGGUUGCACAAAACCAGCUCAGCCAGCUCCAUGUCAGUGGAGAAGUAGGAAUGAAUUUUGCCUGUGUACUGGAUUCCAAACUUGAAAUGAGCCUGCCUUAUCUAACAAGAUAGUUGCCAUUCAUCACAACCCACUUUCUGGUGUUGUUCAGCUGUCCAAUCUGACAGAAACCAGGCCCUGCUCUGUCAGUUUUUCCCAACCUACCGUAACAGUGGGAGACCAUUCCAGUGAUCAAAGAGUGGAUUAUUACAUUUAUGGAAUUAGAAACAGAUGGUUUCUCCACCUCUUUCCCCAUUGCUGCAGGGAGUGAGGGCUCCAGCAGCUCUGCCCUUGGAAAGGAGGGCUCUUCCUGUCACAGGAGAGCCCAGAGCUGGUGGGUUUGG
This is a messenger RNA of Oenanthe melanoleuca, 3622 nucleotides long. It is a transcript of the gene IPPK, whose product is annotated as inositol-pentakisphosphate 2-kinase. Gene Ontology annotation, cellular component: nucleus. Gene Ontology annotation, biological process: inositol phosphate biosynthetic process. The transcript has 13 exons. NCBI's taxonomy places the organism in Eukaryota, Metazoa, Chordata, Aves, Passeriformes, Muscicapidae. Bases 88 to 1563 code for a protein of 491 amino acids. Gene Ontology annotation, molecular function: inositol-1,3,4,5,6-pentakisphosphate 2-kinase activity; ATP binding. The record is from RefSeq and is a predicted model, not a curated record.